This is a messenger RNA of Archocentrus centrarchus (flier cichlid), 1983 nucleotides long. Its product is annotated as solute carrier family 23 member 2. Gene Ontology annotation, biological process: transmembrane transport. Gene Ontology annotation, molecular function: transmembrane transporter activity. The transcript is spliced from 12 exons. Gene Ontology annotation, cellular component: membrane. Bases 1 to 1806 code for a protein of 601 amino acids. The record is from RefSeq and is a predicted model, not a curated record. Lineage: Eukaryota; Metazoa; Chordata; Actinopteri; Cichliformes; Cichlidae.
AUGCAUCUCACUACAGAAGAGACUAUAGAGCUUGGACUCAGUGACCAGGGGACAGACAAUCCUGCAUUUGGGGAUAAAGAUGAUGAACAGCCUCAGCUGACAGUUGACACCAGGGAGUCUCACACAGAGGACACAACAAAUAAAAGCAUGGAUUUGGUUUACUCCCUUAAUGACAGGCCACCAUGGUACCUCUGCAUUUUACUUGGCUUCCAGCAUUACAUUCUCGCUUUUGGUGGCAUCAUUGCAGUUCCACUGAUCUUGGCUGAACCGCUCUGUAUAAAGGAUAACAGCGUCGCUAAAAGCCAGCUGAUCUCCACCAUAUUCUUUGUGUCUGGAUUAUGCACCCUGCUGCAGACAACUAUUGGAAACAGAUUACCAAUUCUCCAGGGUGGGACAUUUAGUUUCAUCACUCCGACUCUGGCUAUUCUUGCUUUACCUAAGUGGCAGUGUCCUCUGCCAAACGCACCUGUGAAUCUCUUGGCGCAGCUGCAGAAUGCCACCAAUGCACCACAAAUGGAAAGUUCAGAUGAGGUCUGGAUGUCAAGAAUUCGUGAGAUCCAGGGAGCCAUUCUGGUAUCCUCACUGCUUCAGAUCAUACUAGGCUUAUCCGGGAUGGUGGGACUUGUGCUUAGAUAUAUCGGCCCUCUGGCUAUCGCUCCCACCAUCAAUCUCAUUGGCCUGUCACUGUUUACUGAAGCUGGAAAGAAGUCUGGAGGCCACUGGGGGAUAGCUGCUCUCACAGCGGGGCUGAUUCUCCUGUUCUCACAAUAUCUCAGCAAAGUCGAUGUUCCAAUGAUUGCUUACAAGAAUAAAAAAUGGAUGGUGUUCCAGUACCCACUCUUCAAGCUCUUCUCUGCUUUGUUUGGCAUGUGUGGUGGAUGGCUAAUUUGCUUCUUGAUGACCGUCUUUGACAUCCUGCCUUCAAAAUCUGAUAAGUAUGGCUUCUCAGCCAGGACCGACAUCAGCCUGGAUGCUGUUACAAACUCCCCAUGGUUCCAUGUGCCUUAUCCUGGCCAAUGGGGCAUGCCCACAGUGAGUCUGUCUUCCGUGUUGGGUAUGAUGGCGGGGGUCUUGGCAUCUACAUUGGAAUCUAUUGGUGACUACUAUGCUUGUGCUCGUUUGUCUGGUGCCCCUCCACCACCCACACACGCCAUAAAUCGAGGCAUCGCCAUAGAGGGGAUCGGCUGCAUACUGGCUGCUCUGUGGGGAACUGGAAAUGGCACCACUUCCUACAGCCAAAACAUUGCUGCACUUGGUAUUACCAAGGUUGGCAGCAGGUUGGUCCUCCAGACUACUGGAAUUCUGAUGAUCAUCCUGGGAAUCUUUGGAAAGUUUGGAGCAGUUUUUAUCACCAUCCCAGAUCCAGUCAUUGGAGGCAUGUUCCUUGUUAUGUUUGGAAUAAUUGCAGCUGUGGGGUUAUCCAACCUCCAGUAUGUGGACCUUAACUCUUCACGUAACCUCGUCAUCCUAGGCUUCUCAACCUUCAGUGGUCUUGUCCUGCCUACCUGGUUUCGAUCCAAUCCUGGCAUCAUUGACACAGGAAUAAAAGAACUGGACCAGCUGAUUCUAGUGCUUUUCACCACACAUAUGUUCAUCGGUGGAUUUUUUGGCUUCAUCCUGGAUAACACCAUCCCAGGCACUGACAAAGAGCGAGGUAUCAAGACCUGGCAAAACAACGUGCAAGAUGAAAGCAAAAGCACACAUGACCAGUCGUGCUAUGAUAUCCCCUACUGCAACGAGGUUCUGAAAAGGUUUAGAUGUUUCCAGUAUCUCCCCUUCCUCCCUUCUUAUAAGACCACCCAGUAGGAGGCAGCCAUGUAAUGAUGUGAUAACUCAGAGUGCAACACUGAUGUUAGCCUGUUAGCCCCAUAAAUGAAAACAGAAGUGUGCACUGAAAAAAAAAAUUCUUUCCUCACUCAAUGGCAGAAAAGUGUACAUGACAUAACGUUUUAUUUCUUUAACAUUAUUUUUGUUGAUUUAAAU